Molecule: messenger RNA, 1507 nt
Organism: Penaeus monodon (black tiger shrimp)
Lineage: Eukaryota; Metazoa; Arthropoda; Malacostraca; Decapoda; Penaeidae
Exons: 5
Coding region: 1-1161 (386 amino acids)
Source: RefSeq, a predicted model, not a curated record
AUGCUGAUAGUAACUCGAUCAGUGAAGGAGAUAUCGAAUGCAAACGGUCAGUGCAUGUUGUCCCCUCGAGAAGCGCUUGUGUGCAGAGGAACACGUGGAGUAACGAUGACUUGGAUGACUGUUGUGAUGAUGAUCGUGUUGCCGCUAGUGAUUCGAGGUUGUGAGGUGGCGACGCUUGGAAGCCAUUUUGAAGAACCUCUGAAGGAGAACGGAGAUUCGUGGACAGCCAACGUGAGAGUGAAACCGAACCACGAUGAUGACUGGCAGUUAAACCUCAUUCUGACAGUCAUGGAAGACACCCAAGCAACGCCUGUCAUGAACCUGACACUAAACCACACGUCUUAUCAUCGGAUAAUACGACUCCACGGACAUUUUGGUGAAGGAGAAAUCACAGAGGAUGGCUUCCUUUCCAUGCGGGAGAACCAGUCCUUUACCCUCGCUGUCACAGUCCGUCGAUACGAUUUAGAACUUCAGAUGGAUCAACUGAAGAAGACUGAAGCACAUGGACUAAAGAAUUUCGAUGAUAUAAGAACUUCGACUCUUGAAUUAACAAACAUUGUUGCUGCUGAAAACUUCAGUGUGUCCUGCGACUGCGUCGUGGUCAAUAACAACAGCACACCCAAGAUAUUGAAAUAUGCGGUUCAGCCAAAAUUUACAGGUACAACCACUACACUGAAAUAUUCGGCUCAUACAUUAUCAGGAAACACUACGGCCAUUAUAGCCAUGGUCUCAUGCACCGGGAUGCUCCUCGUUAUUGGAGUGAUAUUCCUAAUUUCGAGACGACUGCUCACCUGUUCACGUACCAGCAAACUCUGCACCGUCAAACCUGCAGUUUUCUACGUGGUCCAGUCUCCCGAGAGGUCACACUGCUCUCUACUUCGCAUCCAGCAGGAGAGCGUCGAUGAUCCUCCGCUGCGCGACGGCAGAGACUCGGAAAGCGCCUUCGUUCCGAGUCGGAGUCCUCGUGUUGAUCCAACUUCUUCGCUAUGCAGAAACACUCGUGGAAGGGAGGUCGUUGCUGGUCACGGUGUUUCGGGGCGUCCCGGCGGACCCUUAAGGAGAACUCUCAGCAGCCACGUCUACGAAAGCAUCACUGACGUGGACGCUUCGGCCGAUGAGCACUCUAGUUCGAACAGCACAUAUGAACCGUUUUGUGCGUGAAAGUUCUCGAUCGCAGUGACGUCGCGUGGAGUUUAAUUACCUUUUCUCUAUCAUCAGAAUUCAUUAAUUGGGAUCGGUGGAUUGAGGACUAUCUCAUGUACUUCACUAACAGUCAAAUCAUUCUUUGCUAUCAGGAAAAUUGAUAGCGAACAAUUAUCACUUUGAAUCUGUUAUGUGUUACGAAUAGUGACGCAUUUUAAUUCAAAUAGACACUUGUGAGUAUCUAAAUGAAAAUUUAUUUAAGGUUAAAGGCUUAAUAUUUAAAAUGUAAUGAUAAAUAGAGAAAAAGGAAUGGAGAGAAAGAAAGACAGAUAGAGAUCGAAGGGGAAAAGGAAGGAGAGAGAAA